AUGAAUGCUGCUAUCACUGGUGCAUGGAGCAAACAGCGCACGCGCAUAUCUCUGAAUGGCACUCCUCCCACUGGAAGUGCAGCAGCGGCAGCUGCACAAUCUCGUGCAGAAUGUAAACAGGAGGGGCUUGAAAACACGCCUGGCGAAGUUGCACCCUCGGAUAAGAAAGACAAAAGCAUGAAACGGAAAGCUCGAUCGUCACGGGAACAGGUAUCUAAGCGAGGAAAAAUGAAAUCUUUGUCUGCAGACGACAAGUACGCGGCUCCCCCGACACGUUUGCGCGACAUUGGUGGCAUGGCUGCAGCUAUUGAGAAAGCUUUGGAGCUAGUGGCUAUGCCUCUUUGCCAUCCAGAAAUUUACCUUCACACAGGUGUCACGCCGCCGCGUGGCGUCUUGUUUCAUGGACCACCGGGGUGUGGUAAAACUAUGAUGGCGGGGGCUUUGGCAGGUGAAUUGGGUGUACCCUUCCUAUCGGUUAGUGCUCCAUCAAUUGUGUCUGGUACUUCUGGAGAGUCAGAAAAAGCUUUGCGGGAUACCUUUGACGAAGCCAAGAGCAUUGCUCCAUGUAUUCUAUUUGUGGAUGAAAUUGAUGCUAUUACACCAAAACGUGAAACAGCGCAGCGUGAAAUGGAACGCCGCAUUGUUGCUCAGCUCUUAACAUGUCUCGACGAACUUGCUUGGGAGAGAGAAGAGGGACAACCCGUUAUGGUACUUGGUGCCACGAAUAGACCUGAUGCGAUUGAUCCUGCGCUCCGUCGUGCGGGCCGUUUUGACCAUGAAAUCUCACUCGGUGUUCCUGAUGAACAUGGGCGUGAACAAAUUCUUCAAGUUCUUUGUGCCAAACUUCGUUUGGCGGGUGAUUUCAAUGUCAAGUAUCUUGCGAAGCGUACACCUGGUUAUGUUGGAGCUGACUUGACUUCGCUGACUGCUGCUGCAGGGAUCAUUGCCGUAAAGCGUAUAUUUCAGUAUUUACAUGACACGCAAGAAUCAAUGCAGUGUGAUGAUGAAGCCCCAAUCGAGUAUAAACAAGUUGCUACUAAGACACAAGUUUCAAACGAGGAUCAAGAAUCAGAAGUUGAAAGGAAGCUCAUCAAAGAAGAGGAAGGCCGAAUUUUGGCAGGACCAGGGUUCUUGGAAGGUCUUCCUGAUUCAGUGCAAUCUUCAUCCAUUGCCAUGUUCUUGAAGCGCUUCGUGAAUCCUUUAUCGAAUGAGCAGCUUGAGCACUUGGCCAUUACCAAUGAUGACUUUCUGGAAGCUCUGAAAGUUGUACAGCCUUCCUCGAAACGUGAAGGCUUUGCAACUGUUCCAGACGUGACUUGGGACGACAUAGGAGCCUUGCACCAGAUCCGGGAGGAGCUUAGCAUGGCUGUUGUGCAACCAAUAAGACGCCCUGAAUUGUUCCGCUCCCUAGGCAUUAGUGCAAGCUGUGGCGUGUUGUUAUGGGGUCCCCCUGGAUGCGGUAAAACACUGUUAGCCAAAGCUGUUGCUAAUGAAAGUCGCGCCAAUUUUAUCAGUGUCAAAGGCCCUGAACUACUGAACAAAUAUGUUGGCGAAAGUGAAAAAGCGGUCCGACAAGUAUUUGCUCGAGCGCGAGCAUCAUCUCCGUGUGUCAUUUUCUUUGAUGAGCUUGAUGCGCUUGUGCCGCGUCGCGAUGAUACUUUGUCCGAAGCAUCAGCACGAGUUGUCAACACGCUUCUUACAGAAUUAGAUGGGCUUGAAUCUCGUGUUCAAACGUAUGUUAUUGCAGCAACAAAUCGCCCGGAUAUGAUCGACCCAGCUAUGUGUCGUCCUGGCCGACUAGAUCGACUCUUGUAUGUCGACUUGCCGUCGCCUGAUGAACGCCUAGAUAUCCUACAAGCACUUACGAAAAUGUCACCUUUGGCCACAAGUACUGAUCCACAAGAUCUCGAGCACCAACCAGUGCGACUUGAACUGAUUGCACAUGAUCACAGAGCAGAUGGAUAUAGUGGAGCUGACUUGGCUUCAUUGGUAAGGGAAGCUGCCGUGACAGCGCUGCGCGAGAAAAUUGUAUCGCCACUCCAGUACACUGAUGACUCAGAACCUGUAGAGCGUGUACUUGUGUAUCAAAACCACUUCGUACACGCCUUCGACAGAGUUCAGCCCAGUGUGACGCCCGAGCAGCGUCUAAAGUAUGAAGCGUUGCGUAGUCGAAUCGCCUCAGGCUCUACACGAAGUGGCCAAGCACUCAAGUAG
Molecule: messenger RNA, 2214 nt
Organism: Malassezia globosa CBS 7966
Lineage: Eukaryota; Fungi; Basidiomycota; Malasseziomycetes; Malasseziales; Malasseziaceae
Exons: 3
Coding region: 1-2214 (737 amino acids)
Biological process (GO): ribosome biogenesis
Cellular component (GO): nucleus
Molecular function (GO): ATP hydrolysis activity; preribosome binding; RNA binding
Source: RefSeq, a predicted model, not a curated record